AUGAGGCUUCCACGGAGAGUACCCUGGGGUUCGCUGGACGACCUUAAUCAGGUUUGCAUCUGGAUUUACUACGACGACUCUGAGGAAUCGAAAAUCUUGGCCAUUCAAACGCUGUCAGCAUGGAAGGCCACGACCGCCCUACCGCACGCAUUGGACUCGACAUUAGCCCUGCUGGCCGUGACACAGCAAGAUAACUCACAAACGAACUCAUCUUCGUAUCUGUCCUUGCGCCAGAGCUACGCAGCAGCUUUGAUUAGACUUGUGAAUGGACUUGUGGAUCCCCUACAACUCGGAGUGUACGCCAGGUCUAUAGCUGCAAUAGCUGCGCAGCUGGGCUUGCCCGCAUGGUUAGUAGAGCUGAGGCAUGCUGCAACGCAUGAAGAUCUACCAAGUCUUGAGCUCUUACGACAGGCUUCCAGAGAAUCUUUGACAUGGCUGCUCAACAACUACUUCCUCCCGAUACUGAACCACUCGACAUCUGCGGAACCUCAACCAAAAACUCUUCCUCCCCUUCUACCACUACUUAAACGCUACAAAACACUCGUAAAAGCAACGUUGCGCGAUGCGUCGCUGCGCACUCGGUAUAAGGCGAAUUUAUCGACCGUCCUGAAAGAAAUUGAAGGGUGGAUAGCGGAUGCAAAGGUUGCAGCGAAUAUCGCGAUCGGAGGAAUUGACUGGAGCGAGACUGCAGAGGAUGAAGACCCUCGGGAGAAAUGGGCACUGGAUAGGCUGAGCGACGUACUUCUGCUCAAAAGCGUGCUCGUUCCACUUUCGAAGAAGAAAAGAGUCUUCCCAGAGGAUACAUUUUACCCGCCCGUGUCUUCCAUCUCCCUAUGGACACCAUUAUUGGCACAUCUAUUCCAGUACCAUGCUGAUCUGCCCCGUGUAUUGUGCGAAAGGACCGCAUCAUUUCUCGUCUCAGGCGACACAAGAUCAAGCACUUCACAUAGCCUGUGUCUCGCCCGCUGGGCGGCUUGGAUCGUGGAUAAUAAUAAUGGAACUUCCGAUGGCCGUCAGGAUUCCGGUUUGCGAAGAGACAUUAUAGCUAUUUUGCUUCAGGCCAUAAUGCCUGGCGCAGGGACCGACAGGGCGACGAAACCCAUUUUCGCACUUCUCCAAACUCUGUGUGAAGGUGAUCAAGAUCUGGUAGACACGUACUCUGCACUCAGUGAGCGCGCCCGCCUACCUCCGAAUGAGUGGCGUCCUGAUGAUCUCGAGGUCAUGGCGCAUCGUCUUGACACCCUGACCUCGGUCGACGACACAUACGAUGGCAGUGCUUCUUCCUUGCGCGCCGGUGCACAGACGGCUGCACCGGUGAAAGAAGGGACGACUUCGGCGAACGCGGCAGCGGGUUGGAGGAUUCUAGAUGAGCGCAGUAAAUGGAAGCCCACUCCAAUCGGUGUAUACUGCCCCCCAUCGUGA
Molecule: messenger RNA, 1422 nt
Organism: Pleurotus ostreatus (oyster mushroom)
Lineage: Eukaryota; Fungi; Basidiomycota; Agaricomycetes; Agaricales; Pleurotaceae
Gene: LAS1
Product: rRNA-processing protein las1
Exons: 6
Coding region: 1-1422 (473 amino acids)
Biological process (GO): maturation of LSU-rRNA; maturation of 5.8S rRNA
Cellular component (GO): Las1 complex; preribosome, large subunit precursor
Molecular function (GO): endonuclease activity
Source: RefSeq, a predicted model, not a curated record